AGUUAGCGACGGGAAUUCGGAUUCGAACGCUCGAGUCGUACUCGUUUCCCCGUCUCUUCAAUACACAUCGUUAAAUAGCCAAACAAAUACAAGCUGCAGGGCCACGCUCUUACAAGACCAUGCGACAGUUGCCCACAAAGGACUACAAAACUUGCGUGGUGUCAUGUUUCGUAAUCGAGAUAUUCAUUCAGAAUCGUAGGUCUCCGCAGUCUUUCUAUCGCAGUGUUGGCUUCAACGAAUGCCUUUCGGUUCUUAUCGAUUACACUGUUGGAAUAUUUCCUAGAAGUACAGAUCACAUUGAAUUUCGUUGUUGUCUUAAACCGUCAGUAGGCCACUGUCUGGCUUAGAAUUGGUCCAGUAUCAGCCAUUGGAGUAGUAAGAUAAAGGAACGCUGAUCUUGUGAUAAUGUGCACUGGAACUGUUCGAGGAGCCAGGCUUGGCUUAUUGCUGUCAAGCAUCUUUUUGAUGGUAAGAUACUAAUUUUGUUAGGUUCAAUCGAAUGGCAUGUAUAGGAGCAAGAGAAAGGCAACGAAUACAUAAUUAAAUAAGGCGCUUACCGAUUUUUAUUGACCGUAUCGUUAAAAAAACAACCAUCACCACCAGUGAGAUUUAUGGAGACCAACUGUUGUGAAUAUUUCAGAUAGAUUCAGAUAGUUUAAUAUAAUUCUCGAUGUCUCCAAAUAGUUUCAGAUAUCUUUCGUUGUCUCCAUAAAAUCUCGCAUCAUUUCAGACAAUUUCAGAUAGUUAGUUUCAAUGAUAUAUAAAGAAUUUGUUUAUAGAAAAGUCAACGGACACUUCUACUCGCUCGUCUCAGCCUCAGACAUUACACAAAAAAACACUAAACGACUUGAGAAUGUCACGUUAUGUAAUUGGAAAAAAGAUUAGUUUCUUUUUAAAUUUUAAGCCCAAAGAUAUAAUAUGUUGUCGAUUUUUCGUACCUAACUUAACUGAUUUCACGUUAUGUAUGGUUUGCGAAAUAGAUAGUUAAUUAAAGAAGAUAAAAAGUUGUUCUUUAUGUAUAUUUUAAUAUGAAACGAUGAAACGUGUAAAGAAAUGUUUACCGCAAGGAUACUUCCGUAAUGCAAGGAUUCUACAGUAAUGAAUUUGUUUUCUCUACAUUCCAAUAGAUCUCUCAUUCCAGUGAUUGGCUAAAGGGAAGGGUAGUCAUGAGACGCGAUAAGAGCUCUAUAUUUUAAUUAAAAACAUAUGGAGACAGAUUUAAGACUUUUUUUUGCAAACUUUUUUUGACGAACCUGACGACGCGUAGCUCACCGUAAGUUUGGUUGCAAUGGUGACACGCGAUAUGAUUUUUAGUUAGGUCAAGUUAGUGGCAGUUUUUCCAAAUCUGGUCACGUGACUCGUUAGCAUAAAUCUUUCAAUGUUUUCCCGUGAGUAAUUCUCCGUUUUGUGGCAACGAACUCCCCCAUCCCGUACCUUCUCCACCAAAGGCAUAAGGGACAACGACCUGGUGUGCCUUGAAAACGCAUGAAUUGAUUUACUUGACUAAACUGUGAUUAUCUCAUUCAGUGUACACUUUAUUUGAUAUGAUCGGUAGUGGAAGAUUGGUAUCAUCAUAGCAUUUUUUUUUUUUUUUUGAUUUAAAUGAGUUAAACAACUGUACACGCACGAUUAAAUCUAUUAGAUAGUCUUUAAUUCAUUUAAUAGGAAGAUCUUGAUGUUAAAAAAAGUAUGUUUUUUCUUCAGAUAAUCUCAAUGGCUUGUCUCGGUGGCGGCAUCGUGCUGGUCAUGGGAAGGUCCGUCUACGGGAGUGAACUGAAAUGGCUGCAGGAUGAACUCACGGGGUCAUCGAAGUCUCUCGGGGUGAGCAACCUUGACGUCAGCAAACUCGACGUCAUCUUCAUCACCCUCCCGCUGGGCGCCGUCCUCAUCCUCUUCGGACUCCUCAUGCUCGUCAUCAGCAUCCUCGGCACCAUCGCGGCCUCCGGGCAGUUCUACAAGUUUGUCAUCGUCUACCUCGUGCUCAUCUCGUGCCUGUUCUUCACCCAGACCGUGGUCAUCAUCUGCGCGUACAUUGACCGGACGCCGUUCGACAGCACGGUGAAAAACCUGUUGAAGUACACGCUGGAGGGCUACGCGGGAGACACGGGGACAGACGGGCUGACCCUCGGCUGGAACGCCGUCAUGUCCUACAAGAAAUGCUGUGGGGUGGACAGCUACGGCGAUUUCGCCGUGUCGACCGCCUGGACCCCCAAAACGCUCGGGGGUGAAACUUUAGUGACCCCUGGUAUAUGCUGUAUCGUUAAAGUUAAUCCACCUGCAUGCGCCAACAAUGUCAAGUACAGCACAGACACCUACCACAACCGCGGGUGCUACCAGCACAUCUGGGACCACGUCACGUCCAACACGGGGCUGAUCAUCUUCACCGUGUUCUUCAUCGUGUUGUUGGAGUUCCUCUGCAUCUUCUUCUCUUGCUGGAUUCUCUGCGGCGUUUGCAGCAGGGGAGCCAGUAAAGUUGAUCCUUACCGAUACAACUGAAAUGAAAAUGACAAACAAAACCUCCCAUACACAUUGUGGAGCUAAAUGACAUCACAAUGAGGGUUCUUUGAGCACUUGCCAAUCUUUUCAGAAAGCGUACAGUUAAUAAUGAAAUCACGAGCAUCAGAGUUUUUAAUAUUUUAAAUUGAAGCAAAGAGUAUUUCUUUAAAUCACAUAAUCCUAGCAUGUAUCAUUAGACACCGGCUUAAGCAGGUGUUUGACUUUAUAUGUUUUGUUUUGUUUUGCUGUGAAAUAAUAUUCAAGGCAUUUUGUGCAUCUUGAGAUUUCAACACGUUCAAGACAUUUGGUCAAGACAAUGACGUCGACGACCGUAUCAAUUCAUUGUGAGUUUACCCUGACACAACAUAGUGGGAAACGUCUGCUAUAUUCUACGGUCUAACUCUAAGCCAUAUUUUCAAAUUACUUUUAAAAAAAUGCAUACUUGCAGCUUCCUCGAGCCAUAGAAUAUCAAACUACUGAGAGUUUCUGCUGACCUGUUAACUGUCUCACACUUGCUAAAAAAGGGAGCUGGUCUGCACGAGACAACCCGGAAGUACUCACCUGCAGGAAAUUAUUAUUUUUUUAUUUUACAAGAAAAGCUAAAUUUUUAAUUUUUUUUUGUUUGACAGUAUAGGUGUUUAUCCGAUGUUCAGAGGUCCAUUUCACGUAAGCAUCAUUUUAAAGCUCAUUUUAUGGUCCAAUGGAAUUUUUUGGUACGCAAUUAUUGUUUUGUUUCGCAAGCCCGUAAUUACAUUAAACCUAAGGAUGAUUUUAUAGGAGAAAACUUUGUUCAAUUGUUCCGUACCCGAUAAAAGAUAGUAUCGAUAUUUCAACGCCAACUGGUAUCAAGAAAAAAGUUUCCACGUGAACCCCAAAACUAAAUUUGAAAUGUAAAACCUAGAGUGUCACUUGGUUGUGUCACGUACACGUUGUUAUGUGACAAGUUCAAACAUUUCAACUUAAUUCUAAUUAUAUUUUAAAGAAUAUCAAUAAAUCUUUUUGUGAUGUCUAUAUUCAUAUAUGAUUCUACUUUACUUCAUGUAGAUUAUAUAUUCCUUUCAUUGCAUAGUUUAAGAAUAGCUAUUUGUAAUUAACUAAGCUUACUUUUUUCAUGAAAAAGAGACUGGAAUAUAAAAUAUUUACUCAAAUAUAUAUAGACAAAAA
Lymnaea stagnalis (great pond snail) is the source of this 3660-nucleotide messenger RNA. Lineage: Eukaryota; Metazoa; Mollusca; Gastropoda; Lymnaeidae. The record is from the annotation of a GenBank genome assembly.